UUUUAACCCUGCAAAUCUGCCGGAGUAAGGUAACGAGGACCCCUGGAUUGCAAGAUAAACGCAGCCAUAGUUUCAGUUUUAACUUAAAAAAAGAAGUGUAACAGUUGCCUACGCUCAUCUUUUUUUGCAGAAUUAUAGCAGCAAUUUUCUCCUUUUACUUCGCUCAUUCUUUGAGCAUGACCCACCAAGAAAUCUCUUCUUAUACUUACAUCAAAAUCCCCGUUGGCAGUCUCAUACACUCAACAGAAAUGGAAGAGGGAGAAGGAAAUAGGUUUGCCCAAGUAUUCAGAUUUCCAGGUCUUCACAUGAGAAGAUGUAUUUUUAAGGUACUUUCCCAAGCUGCAAUUCCAAAUCAUAUUGCAUUCAUCAUGGACGGAAACAGGAGGUAUGCCAGGAAGGAACAACUUACUUCGGAAGGCGCUGGCCACAGAGCCGGGUUCUUGGCGCUCAUGGCCAUGCUUAAAUACUGCGGCGAACUUGGAGUCAAGUACAUCACAAUCUACGCAUUUAGCAUCGAUAAUUUCCAUAGGCGCCCCGACGAGGUUCAAUUGUUAAUGGACCUGAUGCUGGAGAAGAUAGAAUUGCUGCUCAAGGAAGGUCAUCUUGCAGGACAAUAUGGAGUGAGGGUGAUUUUCAUAGGUAACCUCAAACUAUUGAGUGAACCUGUCAGGGCUGCAGCUGAGAAGGCAAUGAUAGCUACUAAAAACAACACUAAGGCCACAAUCUUGGUUUGUGUAGCUUAUACGUCUACCAAUGAGAUCAUUGGUGCUGUUGAAAAGUCCUGCAAGGGUAAAUUGGAUAUAUCACAUGCGAUUACGAUGAAAUCCAAAGAAGCCUGCGAUAGUGAAAACAAAUAUGCAGGACAUGAAUGGAUGCAUCAAGAUAAUGUAAAACUGGUGGACGUAGAGCGGGAAAUGUUCAUGGCAGUAGCUCCGGAUCCCGACAUCCUAAUCCGAACAGGUGAGAAUCGCCUGAGCAAUUUCCUACUCUGGCAGACCCCUAACUGCUUGUUGUACUCAACAAACUCAUUGUGGCCAGAAAUUGGUUUACGACACUUGGUGUGGGCAGUAUUGAACUUCCAGCGAGCUCAUUCUUACCUGGAAAAGAAAAAGAAGCAGCCGUAGAUGCACAACAUUCUCACAC
Messenger RNA from Carica papaya (papaya), 1143 nucleotides. NCBI's taxonomy places the organism in Eukaryota, Viridiplantae, Streptophyta, Magnoliopsida, Brassicales, Caricaceae. The record is from RefSeq and is a predicted model, not a curated record.